Molecule: messenger RNA, 422 nt
Organism: Oncorhynchus nerka (sockeye salmon)
Lineage: Eukaryota; Metazoa; Chordata; Actinopteri; Salmoniformes; Salmonidae
Product: LIM and calponin homology domains-containing protein 1-like
Exons: 4
Coding region: 30-422 (130 amino acids)
Source: RefSeq, a predicted model, not a curated record
GCGUGUGAGUGACGUGCUUGCGUGUGUGUAUGUGUUGUGUGUGUCUGCAGGAGCAGUACCUCAGGGAGCAGGAGAAACUGAAAGGGGAGUGGGAGAGAGCGCAGAGAGAGGUGGACGAGGAAGAACGAAGACACAAGGAAGAGGAGAAGAAGAUCCUGGAGGAGACGGCAACGGCCCUUUGUCAUCCACCUCCCACAGAGCUCGCUGUUCAGACAGAAGUGAUCGUUCCGGCACAACAGAUCUAUGCAUCAUGGGACUGUGAGUCAUCCAGGGGUCAGGAGACGUCUCUGGACCGCAACCAGCCCUGCGCCGUCAAGAGGUCAGGAUCGUAUGAGGGCCCACAUCCACCUUCAUCAUCCCCAUCAUCACCUCAACCGCCCUCCCCCAGCAGGUACAUGAGGGGGGACAUGGGGACUAAAUGA